AGUCGGAGCUGGCUGGGUGCCGGGCGCGGCGAGUGUGCGGGCGGCAGCCGCGCUCUGCUUCUUCCGUAGCCCGGAGAAUUGAAACUUCCGUGGGAGGCUCCCAUCGGUGCACACCUCCCGAGGGCGCAAGGGCCUGGGAGAGAGGGAGAGCCGGUCGGAGGCUGCCAGGCACCCGUGGGAGCGAGCUGCAGCCGGAGAGGCGGAGGAGGGGGACCGGCGCAAGCCACCCGCCUGGACCCGCGCGCAGCAGCCGCCUCCAGCCCGGCAGGCUCCCGGGACUGCGGCGGGGGCGCGCUGGCCCCUCGCCCGCGUCCAGGACCGCUGCGUGCGUGCGCUGGGAGGACUGACCUCCAGUCCCGCGGCGGGGAGCGUUGGGGCUGCUCCUGGGAGGCCUUCCUGGGCGGCGCGGCCGGAGCCAUGCGGACCGAGUUCGAAGCUGAGCAGGCUGAGCGCUGCCGGCCGCUGCACUUGCUGCCCGGAGCCCUGCGCGCGCUGUCCGCCUUCUCGACCCCUUCUCGUUCUAGAGGGGAGUAAAAGAAGGGAGAGUCGCCCCGACUCGUGGGCGGGACCCCGAGUCUCAAACCCUGCGGCAGCGCCCUGGCUCCGGGUCCGCAGCGGCGUGCCCAGCGGUCAUCCGACUACAGGGAUCGUCCCCUCGGGGAUGCACAGAGCGGUUCCUGUCGCGGGUGAAGCCUCCAGGGGCUGCGGCACCGCAGCCCCAGGGGCCCUCUGACUGCACGAGGAGAGUUCCAUCAGCGCGGACCCACUCUCAAAGCCGCCCCUUCCGGACCAGGCUACCGGGCUGAGAGAGGGGAUGGCUUAGAAGUCCCCUGGCCCAGCAGCCCGGCGUCGUCGGCUCCCGGACGUCGCGGCAGAGGGCAGUGGCCCUUGCGGGAAGCGCCGUGAAGGGACACUCAGUGAAGAGGUUCCGGCCUCAGUACUCCAGGGACCCGGGUCCCGGGGGCCACGACUUCCCGGAGACCGCUCUACGCCCUCUGGAGACGCGCCGCCCGCGCCCAGGGUGGUGCCAUGUGGGGAGGACGCCGCCCGUCGGCCGCCUCCUCCCGAACCGCGGCUUCACUCCUGCAGCUGCUGCUGGCCGCGCUGCUGGCGGCGGGGGCGCGGGCCAGCGGCGAGUACUGCCACGGCUGGCUGGACGCGCAGGGAGUCUGGCGCAUCGGCUUCCAGUGCCCCGAGCGCUUCGACGGCGGUGACGCCACCAUCUGCUGCGGCAGCUGCGCGUUGCGCUACUGCUGCUCCAGCGCCGAGGCGCGCCUGGACCAGGGCGGCUGCGACAACGACCGCCAGCAGGGCGCUGGUGAGCCUGGCCGGGCGGACAAAGACGGCCCCGACGGCUCGGCAGUCCCCAUCUACGUGCCAUUCCUCAUCGUUGGGUCCGUGUUUGUCGCCUUCAUCAUCUUGGGGUCACUUGUGGCGGCCUGUUGCUGCAGAUGCCUCCGGCCUAAGCAGGAGCCCCAGCAGAGCCGGGCCCCAGGAGGGAACCGCUUGAUGGAGACCAUCCCCAUGAUCCCCAGCGCCAGCACUUCCCGAGGGUCAUCCUCCCGUCAGUCCAGCACAGCUGCCAGCUCCAGCUCCAGCGCCAACUCAGGGGCCCGGGCACCCCCAACAAGGUCACAGACCAACUGCUGCUUGCCCGAGGGUACCAUGAACAAUGUGUAUGUCAACAUGCCCACCAAUUUCUCCGUGCUGAACUGUCAGCAGGCCACCCAGAUUGUGCCCCAUCAAGGGCAGUAUCUACAUCCCCCAUACGUGGGGUACACGGUGCAGCACGACUCGGUGCCCAUGACUCCCGUUCCCCCUUUCAUGGACGGCCUGCAGACAGGCUACCGGCAGAUCCAGGCCCCCUUUCCUCACACUACUAGCGAACAGAAGAUGUACCCAGCCGUGACCGUGUAACUCAAGGCGCCAGCGGGUUCCUGUACGAGACCGGGGGAAACAGGCAAACUCUGGACUUGGCAAGGAUUCUCAAAGUGGAAGUCCAUGCACACCGGUGGCAUUGAUGGCACAAUUCUUUGGGAUGGCUUCAUUUGCCCCCAAACUGUGUGAAAAUGUCUCUCUCUGAAUUAGCUUCUCUGGAUAUGUUUCAUCCUAGUGCAUGAUUGAUUUAUGAUGAAAAAAGAGCAUCACCUAGAGAUGCCUGUGUUAUUCCCGAAGGUUGUAUGACACAUGCUUGAGCCCUUAAGUGCCCUUGAGGUAUGGCUGUCAGAAAUUUGUAAACGGAUAGAUUAAGGGUUUUAAUUAUGUCAUUAUUAUUAUUAUUAUUUCUGUCUUUUUACUGUACCAAGUCAGAACACCUGCCCCCCCCUUUUACCUGGGUAAGUUUUUUUCAUAAGCACCCAAGGUUUAGGGGAGGAUGUAAAGAAGACAAUUAUUAUAAAAGGAAAUCCAAUUUGAACUCUGAGAUUAGUCAUUGAUCUCAGUGUUUCACAGGCAUAUCUUAGUUUCAUUGUAAAAAGAUAUAUAUAUUUUGUCUAUUUUUGUGCUUUGUUUUGGGUCUAUUUUGUGCUUUUUUACCUUGUGUAGAGAUCUUAUUACAAAGUGAUUUUCUACAUUAAAAAGAGUCUGAAAGAAAUUCUAUAGUCACUUAACUAAUGACGUUUCAGAACUCUGGGAUUAUUUUCAUCUUGAAGUAGUGGGUGGUGUAGUAAUAAAGCCAUUCAUGCCCUUCUUGAUUGUAUCUUCUAUUUUUCCAACUUUAUAGUGACACCUGAGAAGAGGUAAUUAGAUGUGUUCUUGUAUUGAAAUCAUAAAAUGUCACCUGCUUCUCCAAGUAUGUUUAAUUUUACCACGUGGUAUGGCUUGGCAUUUCUUUUUGGUUUUCACAUCCCCGUGUCUCAAUAGUAUAAAGUACAGAUCAUUAUUGUUCUCAUAAUUAAGGAUCAGCAUUUUUGCCUAGAUCUGAUAAAACGUUUUCUUGUUUUCCCUAUAAAUAUCAAAGAAAUGCUUUACAAAGAUGCAGUAUAGCUCCUCAGCCACAAUCCGAGACUUGGGGUGAAAUUUAAACCACAAAUACAAUUUACUUUGCAAAUCAUAACGCUUUUUAUACUCUUGUUAUCAAAAUGGCUUAUUUUUCAGGCAAUAGGGACUAUUAAGUCAAGAGAAAAGCUUUUCAAAGAGAGAUUGCCUUUCUUUCCCCACAAAGUUAGUUCUUAUUCCCCUGUCGUUUAAUCUUCAUCAAGCACUGUAUUCAUUACCAGUGUUCUGAAGGAUGAAAUUCAAGUGAAUUUAUUUGUGUAUUGUUUACUUAUAAGAAAUAAGUUUAAGUAUGUGUAAGUAAAUUUCCAACUGUUAGCAAGAACCAAGAUUUGUAAUUAAAACAUUGUAAGGUUGGUCUUUUACACAUUUAUAUCAAUAUCUAUAGUCUGUCAUCUAUCAUCUAUCUAUCUAUCUAUCUAUCUAUCUAUCUAAUCUAUCUUCAAUCCA
Messenger RNA from Hipposideros armiger (great roundleaf bat), 3444 nucleotides. It is a transcript of the gene SHISA2, whose product is annotated as shisa family member 2. NCBI's taxonomy places the organism in Eukaryota, Metazoa, Chordata, Mammalia, Chiroptera, Hipposideridae. Bases 1030 to 1917 code for a protein of 295 amino acids. The record is from RefSeq and is a predicted model, not a curated record. Gene Ontology annotation, biological process: negative regulation of fibroblast growth factor receptor signaling pathway; negative regulation of Wnt signaling pathway. Gene Ontology annotation, cellular component: endoplasmic reticulum. The transcript is spliced from 2 exons.